Suncus etruscus (white-toothed pygmy shrew) is the source of this 4152-nucleotide messenger RNA. It is a transcript of the gene FGD5, whose product is annotated as FYVE, RhoGEF and PH domain containing 5. The transcript is spliced from 20 exons. The record is from RefSeq and is a predicted model, not a curated record. Lineage: Eukaryota; Metazoa; Chordata; Mammalia; Eulipotyphla; Soricidae. Gene Ontology annotation, cellular component: cytoplasm. Gene Ontology annotation, molecular function: guanyl-nucleotide exchange factor activity; metal ion binding. The coding region runs from base 31 to 4152 and encodes 1373 amino acids.
CAGACGGACAGACCGAAGGCGCCCUGGAAGAUGAACAGAGCAGAUUCGCCAAAACCACCCGUUGCUCCCAAGCCCAAGUCCUCCAGUUCCUUCACUUCUGCGACACCACCCAAGUUUCCUUCAUCGCCCCGGCCCGAGGGUCUUCACAGCCCCAACUCCAUGUCCCGGGGCCCGAAGCCCCCCAUCGCCCCAAAGCCCAGGCUGGCGGCUCCCCACGAGUGGCGGGCCAGCGUGUACGUGAUCGGCAGCUUGAACAAAUGCAGCAACGGGAAGUUGCUGUGUGUGGAUCGAGACCUGUUUGAGGAGCACCAGCCAGACUCAGAACAUGCUGAGGCUGAGGCCGAUGGGGACUACAUUGUGGUCCCUGAGACCCCACUCGGAGACAGCGAACCCCAGGAGGAGGACCCUUCAGAGAAUGCAGAGGAGAUGCCUCCCUGUCCCACUGGGGGAGAGGAGAGUGACCCUGAAGCCACAGAGACGGCUGGGGACAACAGUGCUAAGGAUGAGCUUCUGGAAGAAGAGGAUGAUUAUGGUGAAGGCUCGGUCCCUGCUGAAGAAGUCGAUGGCCCAUAUGGGCCCAGUGCAGAGGAACAGCUGGUAGAGGAACAACACAGCCAGCAGCCCCGAGAGCAAUGGGAUGCUCAGGAUGGGGAUGAGUUUCAAGGUGAUGGUCUCACUUAUAACCAUGCAGAGGCUCUGGAGGAGGAGGAAGAAGAACAGGAACAGAAGCCCAAAGAGAAGGAGGAGGGACAGGAGGAGGAAGAGGAGGAAGGCCAUGUGGACACAGAAUCAGAACUGCUAGAGUGUGUGGAUUCUCACAGCCUGCCUGAAGGGGAGACUGAGGAGCCCCCCAGCCCCCCAGCAGAGGAUGUAGACACGGCCACAGAUAACCCCCCUGUGUCUGAGGAGCAGGAGUGUGAAGAGGCGCCUGUCAGAGACCAGCAGAAUGAUCAGGAGGAAAAACAGGACCCAGUAGCACCAGCCAGCGGGGUCAGCCCCCAGGAUGUGGGAGAAGAGCCCCAGGGAAGCGAGGCCCCCCCAGAAGAGGAGACUGCAGAGGACAGCUGCCAGAUCAUCCCUUACGAGAAUGAAGGUCUGGAAGAUAUGGAGAACAUGCUGUCCGGAAGCCCCUACCAGUUCCUCCCCACGGAGAGCACAUCCUUCUGCAGUAAUGGCUACUCCCUGACAUCCCCACAGGCAGAAGGCCUCGGCCUGGAGGAGCAGGAGGCAGCAGCGGUGGGUGUGGAUGGAGCAGAGCAGGACCCCAUUGUGGCCAGCCCUGGGUGUGCCUCCUUGCAGGGAGAUGCCGAGGAGGGCCCCCUGGUCCCUGAUGUGGUGCUCAUUGAUGACUCUCUCACCAACCCCUACGAGAUGGGGGUUCUCGACCCUGGAGCAGAAGAGAAACCCGGGGCCUGGGUCGAGUCCCUGAGUGGGAGAGAAGAUGUGAACUCAGACAUGGAAGGCAGCCUGGUUCCCCUUGAUAGGAAGAACAUCAUGACAAGGGCCAGGCCCCACUCUGGAAAGCUAGCCGGUGGUGUCCCAGAAACUGUCCCCGAAGAAUCAGGGCCCGAGGCUGCCCUGGGCCUUCGUGGUGGCCCUGAGGAGCCCCCGAAGUCUGUCCUAGCCUCAGAGGGGAAGCCACAGCUACCAGAAGUGAACAGGGCCUUGCCCGCCAAACCCAGGGCCUUCACUCUCUACCCACGCUCGUUCUCUGUAGAAGGCCGGGAGCUGCCCUUCGCGGCCUAUCGGGAGCCAGAGGGCUGCAGCCUGGACGAACGCUGGAUGCAGAGGAAGGAGGACAAUCUGUCACUGCCCUGUGUCAUCGGCUCCUCGGGCAGCUUCUCCCAGAGAAACCACCUCUCCUCCAGUGGCACCUCCACCCCGUCAUCUGUGGUUGACAUCCCACCACCCUUCGAUCUGGCCUGUAUCACCAAGAAACCCAUCACCAAGAGCUCCCCUUCACUCCUGCUGGAAACAGAUCCCUCAGACAAGCAAGCCAAGAAGAAGAAGUCCUCCUUCAAGCGUUUCCUGGCGCUGACCUUCAAGAAGAAAUCCGAGAGCAAGAUGCACAUGGAUGUCCACCUCCCCUCUUCCCGGUCCUCCUCUGAGUCCAGCUAUCAUGGGCCUUCCCGCCUUCUGGACCUGGAUAGAGGGAGCCUAGGCAGCUCUCCGCAGCUGAAGGCUCGAACAGGCAAGCUGAGGGCUUGUGACUCGCCCUCAUCCCUUAUCUUCUGCAGGGAUGGCAAGAGGAAAGGGGUGCCCUUCAGCAGGACCGUGUCCCGAGUUGAGUCCUUCGAGGACCGUUCCCGGCCCCCCUUUCUGCCCCUGCCCCUCACCAAGCCCCGCUCCAUCUCCUUCCCCAAUGCUGACACUUCGGAUUAUGAGAAUAUCCCGGCCAUGAACUCCGAUUAUGAGAAUAUCCAGAUUCCACCCCGGAGGCCAGCAAGGCCUGGCACAUUCACCAAGCUGUUUGAGGACCAGAGCAGAGCCCUGUCUACCGCCAACGAAAAUGAUGGCUACGUGGAUAUGAGCAGUUUCAAUGCCUUCGAGAGCAGACAGCAGGGCAACGACCCAGAUUCGGAAAGCGCCUACACGGAGCCCUACAAGGUGUGCCCCAUCUCGGCAGCAGCCCCCAGAGAAGACCCCACCUCAGAUGAAGAACAGGGGAGCUCAGAGGAGGAGGACAGCACUCCCAGAGACCCCAACCUCACACAUAAGGGGGAAGGCCAGUCCCGUGCCUAUGGCAUCGCCCAGGAGCUGCUGGCAUCAGAGAAAGCGUACGUGGACAUGCUCCAGCACUUGCACCUGGAUUUCCAUGGAGCUGUCCUGAGGGCCUUGGAUGAGAUGGACCAAGAAGGCAAGGACUCACCUGGCAGGGAAGAACUGCGACAUGGCCUGAGCGAGCUACCAGCUCUCUAUGAGCUGCAUCAGGACCUCCUCCAGGGGCUGGAGACGAGACUGCUGCAUUGGGAGAGUCAGCAGAACGUGGCCGAUGUCUUCCUGGCCCGAGAAGAAGCCUUUGACCACCAUGCGGCUCACAUCCAGCAGUUCGACAGGUACCUGAGUCUGCUAGGGGAAACCUGUCUGCAUUCGCCCCGGCUAGCAGCUGCUGUCCGUGAAUUCGAGCAGCAGGGUGUGCCCGGAGGCGGCGUGGCUGUGAAGCAUCGGCUGCUGAAGGUGGUACAGCGGCUCUUCCAGUACCAAGUGCUGCUCACAGAUUAUCUCAAUAAUCUUUGCCCAGACUCAGCCGAGUACGACAACACACAAGGCGCACUGACCCUCAUCUCUUCCAUCACGGAUCAUGCCAAUGACAGCAUGGAGCAAGGGGAAAAUCUGCAGAAGCUGGUCCACAUUGAACACAGUGUCCGGGGACAGCAAGAUCUUCUCCAGCCUGGAAGGGAGUUUCUGAAGGAAGGAACACUGAUGAAGGUGACAGGGAGGACUCGACGCCCCCGACACCUGUUUUUGAUGAGCGACGUACUUCUGUACACAUAUCCCCAAAAGGAUGGGAAGUACCGGCUGAAGAACACACUGAAGGUGGCUGGAAUGAAGGUCAGCCGCCCUGUGAUGGACAAGGUGCCCUAUGCCCUGAGGAUCGAAACCCCUGAGUCCUGCCUAACUCUGUCUGCAAGCUCCUGUGCAGAGAGAGAUGAAUGGCACAGCUGCCUGAGCAGAGCUCUCCCCGAGGACUACAAGGCCCAGGCCCUGGCCGCCUUCCAGCACAGUGUGGAGAUCCGAGAGAGGCUAGGGGUGAGCCUGGGGGAGCGGCCCCCCACUUUGGUGCCUGUCACUCACGUAAUGAUGUGUAUGAACUGCGGCUGUGACUUCUCCCUCACGCUCCGGCGUCACCACUGCCAUGCCUGCGGCAAGAUCAUCUGCAGGAACUGCUCGAGGAACAAGUACCCCCUCAAGUACCUCAAGGACCGGAUGGCCAAGGUCUGCGAUGGCUGCUACGGGGAGCUGAAGAAGAGGGGCGGGGACGUGCCCAGUCUGCUGAGAGAGCGUCCCGUGAGCAUGAGCUUCCCCCUGGCUUCUCCCCGCUUCUCCAGCAGCUCCUUCUCAUCCGUCUUCCACAGUAUCAACCCCACCACCUUUAAGAAGCAGAAGAAAGUCCCAUCAGCCCUGACUGAGGCCUCUGUGUUCUCCUCCUGA